UCAACUCUUCACUCCAUUCAUUCUUUCACAUUUUUCCAUUCGCUUCCAAAACUCUACUUUUCGUCUCAAUAGUUUUACAUUAAUACCCCUCAUCAACUUUUCUCAUAAUCCCAUUUCGAGGGUUAAUUUGUAAUUAACUAAAACCGAUAUACUAUGGUGUGUUUACCGAUGAAGAGAUCAAGAGAUCAGGAUGCACUGACAAGCAUGGCGAACUACUUGAUGAUUCUAUCGAGGGGAACCACAAGCACUGAAUCUUACGAUGUUAAUACAGUUAACAGAGUCUUUGAAUGCAAGACAUGUAAUCGUCAGUUCCCAUCUUUUCAAGCACUUGGUGGACAUAGGGCUAGCCAUAAGAAGCCAAGGCUAGAUGGCGAUAUGACAGGUCAUCAUGACGCCAUUGUUUUGGGUAAGCCGAAAGCUCAUAAGUGUUCGAUUUGUGGGCUUGAGUUUGCCAUCGGACAAGCGUUGGGCGGGCAUAUGAGGCGGCAUAGGGCGGCUACGACGACUGAGAAUCACUCUCCUCUGCCGCUAGAUCUGUCGCCGGCGCCGAUGGUAAAGAAGGUGAAUCUUAGAAGGGUUUUUAGUUUGGAUUUGAACUUGACACCAUUAGAGAAUGAUUCUGGGUUUAGGGUUGAUGAUGAGAAGGUGACUCCGAUCACGGUUGACUUCUUCUUAUGAUGUAUUAUUGUUGAGAUAUUAUCUUUUUUUGACUUGCGGAUUUAGAAUAGGAAUUUUAUUUUAUUUUUUAUUUUAUGUGGGAGAGGUUUUUUCUUAUUUUAAUUAUUAAAAUGUAUUUAUGCACGAAUACACACGAUCAUUACCAUAUAUAUGAUUUAUUUUAGUGAAGAAAUGAUUGAAAUGUUUGUAUAAUUA
This is a messenger RNA of Lactuca sativa (garden lettuce), 873 nucleotides long. Its product is annotated as zinc finger protein ZAT11. NCBI's taxonomy places the organism in Eukaryota, Viridiplantae, Streptophyta, Magnoliopsida, Asterales, Asteraceae. The record is from RefSeq and is a predicted model, not a curated record.